AGUGAACUGAGGAAGUACAAUUGGACGAUUUUAUCGGCCGGAGGCAUCAGCCCUUCGUCCUCAAACUCAAAACCCUUAAACCCUGAACUUCCAUUGUCGAUCUAUACAAGAAAGUACAUCCCAUUUCUCUAUUUUCUCACACAAUGACAAUCCAUUCAGUAGUAAUCCAAAAGCUCCUAAGCACAAACGCCCAGUUGGGUCGGCGUGUGGCGGCACACCACUUCAAAAUCUACUCAGUAGGCUCCCGGAAUGCAAUGACAAUCAUAGAUUCCGACAAGACAUUGAUCUGUCUCCGUAACGCCUGUUCAUUCAUUGGGGAACUUGUUCGCCACAGAGCCCGUUUCAUUUUCGUCAACACCAAUACCCUUUUCGAUGAAAUUAUCGAUCAGAUGACUAAAACUAUUGGAUGUAGGAAUGAUACUUCUUGGCGUCUUGGAGGCUUUUUAACAAACAGUUCAAGUCCAAGAAAGUUUCGAGGAAGGAAUAAGAAGUUGAACCUUACGGCUAUACAGCCACCUGAUUGUGUGGUCAUAUUUGAUACCGAGAGGAAGUCUUCUGUGAUUCAAGAAGCUGCUAAGUUGCAAAUUCCAAUUGUGGGUCUUGUUGAUUCGAGUAUGCCGUGGGAUAUUUACAAGAAAAUUACCUAUCCUGUGCCUGCCAAAGACUCGGUGCAAUUUGUGUAUUUGUUUUGUAAUUUGAUUACAAAGACUUUCCUUUACGAGCAGAGAAGGUUGAAUGCUGCCUUGGGAGCUUCUGCAAUUGCAAAGCCUGAAAUUAGAGAGGAAGUUGAACAACUUGACAAGAUCAAGACAGUCAGCAAGGAUAAAAUUUAUGUUAUGCCGUAUGAAAGAUUAGAACAUGCUUCUGAGGAUCUUACCGAGACUAAGCAGCUACUGGACAAACUUGUCGUGUUAAAGUUUAAUGGUAAUUUGGGAUCAGAUAUGGGUUUCAGUGGACCAAAAUCUGCACUUGAAGUAUGUCAUGGAUUCACUUGUCUAGAUUUUGUCGUCAAUCAUAUUGAGUCCAUCAACUCAAAAUAUGGUUGCAAUAUUCCAUUGCUGAUGAUGAAUACUCCUAGUACACACAAUGGCAUCAUGAAGGUUUUGGAGAAGCACCCAAAUAAAAAUAUCCACACUUUCACUCAGAGCCAACGUCAACAAGAAAAUAUUGAAGAUAUUUCAGAGUCGCGAACCCUCAAUAAAUCAAGCGCACAGGAAAAAUUAUAUCCAUCCAACCUGCUGGAGGUUUUCCUUUCUUUGAACAUCAGUGGGAAGCUUGAACCGCUAAUUUCUCAGGGUAAGGAGUAUUUCCUACUGCUGCAGUCAGAAAAUCUUGCUGAAGUUGUUGACCCAAAAAUUCUGAAUCAUUUGAUUAAGAACAGCAUAGAACAUUGCGUCGAGGUAAUGCCUACCACCUCAGGAAUGGAAGAGACGAGUCUUCCGCCUCAGGAAGGAAGGAUUCAGUCGAAGGAGAAUGUCAAAUCAAUCAAUACAAUGUGGAUGAGUAUGAGCUGCGUUGAGAGGCUACUACAAAGAAGUGAUCUGGGUUUUACCAGUUCAAAGUUUUUCGAUCGAGCAUUUGCUAUUGAAAUUCCAUGGUCAAGAUACCUUCCAGUUGAAAGAACUUCAGAUUUACUCAUUUUGCAGUCAGAUCUUUACACCUCAGCUGAAGGCACUCUUGUGAGAAAUGCAGCAAGAGCAAAUCCCAAAGAUCCUUCUAUUGAGUUGGGAACUGAGUUUGGAAAUGUUGAUGAUUUGCAUAGUCGUUUCAAGUCACUUCCAAGCAUUAUAGAACUUGAUAGCUUGAAGGUGACUGGGGAUGUUUGGUUUGGAACUGGCAUAACUUUAAAGGGGAAAGUCAGUAUUGCUGCAAGGCCAGGCAUGAAAAUAGUUAUUCCUGGUGGAAUGGAGCUUAAAAAUAGGCUUAUUACCAGCCAGUCAGACAUCGGACCAAGUUCCUUGUAGAUGGGAUUCUAGAUACUAUGCAAUAUGAAUGUGUAUCUUAAUUCGAAGAGGUAUUCAUCGUCAUUCUAGAUGAUUACAAGCCUGAAGAAUUAGAAGGGAAUCCCAAGCAAACCUGCAUUGGAUGUUUAUGAAAAAUGAUAGGCAUCAGAAUUUUGUUGUAAUAAAGGUUGUUUUUUGUCUACUGUUCCUAGAUUCAGUUUCUUUCAGAAGGAAGUAGAGACAGUGAAAUGCAAAAGAAAGCAUCAUAAAUGUGUCAUCGAUUAUUAUUUGACAAUUGAUUACCAUUUUCCGCAGUCAAAAAUUAGAAUUAAAAGCUCAUGUAAAGGUGAGAACUGUUUCUUUGUUCUGAUUAGUCAGACUACAAUUUAUCUA
Molecule: messenger RNA, 2336 nt
Organism: Solanum dulcamara
Lineage: Eukaryota; Viridiplantae; Streptophyta; Magnoliopsida; Solanales; Solanaceae
Product: UTP--glucose-1-phosphate uridylyltransferase-like
Exons: 18
Coding region: 144-1964 (606 amino acids)
Biological process (GO): translation; glycogen metabolic process; UDP-alpha-D-glucose metabolic process
Cellular component (GO): ribosome; cytoplasm
Molecular function (GO): structural constituent of ribosome; UTP:glucose-1-phosphate uridylyltransferase activity
Source: RefSeq, a predicted model, not a curated record